AUGCAGUGUGCGUCUGUAGUUUUUGUCCUUGUCCUCUCUUUGACUCUUAUCGGAACGAUAAUCACAUCGGAUCCGAUCGAUGACGUUCAAGAUGAAGUGAAGUCGGAUGAACCUCGACAAGUUCCAGUCUUAGUGUCACCAUUCCGAAAACAAACGAGCAUGCCUGAAUGUUUAUCGAAAACUCAACUUUUAAAUAUGUUGAAUCGAGAUCGACGAGCAUCGAUUUCUCGACCAUAUUUUCACUAUUGGCGAUCAGCUCGUAAACGGUCCACUAGUGGUGAACAGGAAGCUGAUCAUAGUGAUAACAAGCUUGCUUAUCGUUCUGCUGAUCUCGAUGCUUUACUUCUAACACUGAUUGGCCAUCUUCAAGGAAAAAAUAUUGAUAUUGUCUACGAAGAUUCAACCAAAAUAUGUUUAUCUCAAUCGAUUAGUGAUGUACUCAUUCAACAAGUCCUUGAUAAAUUCGAUACCCAUCGACGUGAUCAAAACACACAAGAUAAAGAAAGCAGUCACAAUAGACAAUCGUCAUCAUCAAAACACCCAAUCUUAUUUCGUUAUCGUCUUGGCUAA
Adineta ricciae is the source of this 570-nucleotide messenger RNA. NCBI's taxonomy places the organism in Eukaryota, Metazoa, Rotifera, Eurotatoria, Adinetida, Adinetidae. The record is from the annotation of a GenBank genome assembly.